Molecule: messenger RNA, 2238 nt
Organism: Symbiodinium necroappetens
Lineage: Eukaryota; Dinophyceae; Suessiales; Symbiodiniaceae
Source: the annotation of a GenBank genome assembly
AUGUGGGGCAAGUGGCGUGGAGGAACAUGGGGCCGCUCUUCAGACUUCAGCUCUCUGCCCUCAUGUGAGGCCUAUCGAGAAGAGACGGGCAUCGACCUCUCGGAGUGCGCCUUCGUGGGACGCCGCGGAGAGCCGCGGCAGCGCCUCGAGGGCCCGGCCGGGACGCUGGGCCCCCGCAGGCAGGAGUACUUCGAAGAAGAGUCCAUCAAUCAGAUCACCAGGUACGUGCGGGAGAAGGCCAAAGACGAAAAGCCCUUCUUCAUCUACUGGGCGACCUACACGCAGCAACUGCAAGGUUCGACACCGCAGAUGAAGGAUCCACAUGUCGACAAGGCAAAUGCGCAGGCGUCGAUGAUGGCAGCGCACAGCAAGUACGUUACUCGGCUACUGGAGACCUUGCAAGAUGAGGGCAUCGCGGAGAACACCCUGGUAGUUUGGUUCAGCGACAACGGGCCAAUGUAUGCCUUCUUCCCGAACUCAGGCUACUCCUGGCUGCGGGGCGGGAAGGGCACUGUGCUGGAGGGUGGCGUGCGGGUGCCGGCGAUGGCCUGGUGGCCGGGGAUGAUCCAGCCUCGGCAGGAUCCUGUGGACCUGCUCCACCUCACCGAUCUUUAUACCACGGCUGCUCGCCUGGGUGGUGCUUUGUCCCACAUACCCGAGGAUCGCGUCUUGGACGGCGUCGACCAGGCCCCGUUGCUCCUCCUGGGCGAGGGCCAUGGGCGGAGGAGCACGAUAUUCCACUACAGCGGCAGUGAGUUGGGCGCGAUUCGCCACAAAGACUUCAAGGUCCACUUGAAGGAGAGCAAGGGAGGAUUGCCGAACAUGGAGUUCUACAACGUCAGGAGGGACCCAGGUGAGAAGUACGGAGAGUUUUACAAGGGGCUCUUUGCAGUAACGCCGAUUCAGCGGACGGUCCAGGCCCACAAGAGGCAGAUGCAUCGGUUUCCGAAUCGGGGCGAGCUCGGCGCCUUCCGCAAGCUGCCAACAGCUUUCACGAUGAGAACUGCAUCAAGUGCAUCGAAGCGCUGUGAAGCUCUGCCAUCUUCCAGCUUCAAGAACGGAGCCCUGGCAUGCGGCAGCGGCGCCUAUGCCGACGAGCAGAGUGCUUUCGCAGAGCCGAGACGACUCUCCGAGCCCGCCUUGGCUCCGGUUCGAAGCAGCGGCCGGGCAGACAGGCUCAAGCGAGAUCGAAAAAGCGGCACGGCCACAGCGGCAGCCACGGCUUCAGAAGACGUAGAAGUGGACUGCGUUGAAAGGCUGCUGAUUUGGCUCGAGGGCGACGAGGACCUCUUCUACCGCAGCUCCCCACUUGAACGCAGCCUUACCAUCGGGAUCUUUGGGAUCUUGGUUGCCAGCGUGGGAUUCACGGCACUGUCCAACUGUCUCAGCGACCGCUGCGUGUUGGAGCGAGCGCGCAGGCAAAGCUUGGCCUUGGAGGUGGCGAGGCUCCGCGGUGAGCUGAGCGUGCACCCCGUGCACCCUGCCUUGGCCUCUGGCGCUUUCUCUGCAGGAGAAGACCUUCCGCAGAGGCCAGAAGAAGCCGCUUAUGCCCCUGCGUUUCACCUGCGCGGGGCGGUGACGGCGGAGAGCGCGGCCGACGUGGCCACGGCCGACGGACCGCUUCUCCUGCCGUUUUGGCUUCCUAGAGCUGCCGACGCUGUUUCGUCGGUUUCCGCCCAGCGCCCGCACGGCCCACGCGGAGACGCCGAGGAAGUGGCGGAAAGCUUUGCCAUGGUCCGAGCUUUGGCUUUGGCGGCUCUGGCCGCUCUGGCCCGAGCGCAGAACUGGCCCGCGUGUCAGGAGCAGAACACUGUGAUUCGAAACGCGGGGAAGGCGCUCUUCACGAACCUGCAAGGUUAUGGCGCAGUCAUCGGCUGCUUCCUCGACGAUUGCAUGAGCAGCGACAAAUUCGUGGCCAACGAGAUCGAGUCCUGCGCAAAGGUGUGCUUCUCCUUGCCUGAGCCAGCGCCUUUGGUGUGGGGAACCGAGGAGGGUGAGCAAAAGUGCUGGUUCCGAACCGGUGACGACGGACGGGAAGCAGGCGAGGGCUGGAUCUCCGGGUCCAAGAGUUGCUACCCACCUGGCACGACAGUGCUACCCUUGGGCAACUCCGAGUGCUGGGCCGAGGGCUUCGGCUAUGAGAACUGCUGCGAAGCGAAGUUUGGGCCCAACGGCAAUGCCCAGUGCUGGGAUGGCGUCUACAAUUACGACCGCCCGGGCUCCCAAAGAGCACCGUAA